AUGCAGUUUGACACAGUUGGAAGCUUGAUUUCAAACACUAUUAAGACCUUUUCUGUGGGAUAUGAUCGCAUAAACAAAACCAAUGUUUUCACCAGCGGUGACCCGAUUAGUGGGACGAUUACACUGGAGGUAACAAAAGACUGUAAAGUACAGUCACUCUGCAUAAAACUGAGAGGAAAUGCCAAGGUACGCUGGAAUGAAGGAUCUGGAAAAAACAUAGAAAUAUUACAGAGCAGAGAAAAGUAUUUCAGCAUCUUGCAGUUCAUCAUUCAGGAUCAUCAAGACAAUAAUGUUGUUACCAAGGGCGUCCAUGUUUAUCCGUUCACCUUUCAAAUCCCAACGCAACAGCUGCCGUCCUCCUUCUUCAGCAAAUGUGGACGUGUUCAGUAUACACUGGAAGCCAACCUGAGCCGGCCAAAGAAACUGGACAGCAAAGCCAAGACUGUUGUCACCUUUAUCCAAAAGACAGACUUGAACGGUGAUCCAGCCUUGAUGGCUCCACAGCACAGCAUCAUUGACAGGAGGAUGAAGUUCUUAAAUUCAGGAACAGUCGGCAUGGAUGUGAAAGUCGGACGAACAGGCUUCCACCAAGGGGAAGGCAUACAGGUGCUGGCCUCCAUUCAGAGUUCAAGUUCUGUCUACAGCAAACACAGCUUCUUUGCAGCGGGCAAGAGAAAAGUGGAUACAGAUGAAAUCCUGAAGGAGGUGGGAGAAGCCAUCCCUCCUUCGGCAUUCGGGACCGUCACCAGGACCUUCACCAUCCCCCCUGACACCAGUGUCUCCAUCUUGAACUGUGACAUCCUCAGAGUGGAGUACAGACUCAAGGUGUAUCUGGAUGUCAAAUACGCUUUGGACCCAGAGGUGACCUUUCCCAUCGUCAUCCUGCCUGCAUUAGAAGUAAAGGCUGUGAAUCCUACCGGCGAAUCUGAAGACGGGUCGAACUGUGACACACAGUCUCCACCAGCUGCCUCUGAGACAUGA
Salarias fasciatus (jewelled blenny) is the source of this 981-nucleotide messenger RNA. Its product is annotated as arrestin domain-containing protein 3-like. Gene Ontology annotation, cellular component: plasma membrane; cytoplasm. The transcript has 6 exons. Lineage: Eukaryota; Metazoa; Chordata; Actinopteri; Blenniiformes; Blenniidae. Gene Ontology annotation, biological process: protein transport. The record is from RefSeq and is a predicted model, not a curated record. Bases 1 to 981 code for a protein of 326 amino acids.